Molecule: messenger RNA, 2300 nt
Organism: Calypte anna (Anna's hummingbird)
Lineage: Eukaryota; Metazoa; Chordata; Aves; Apodiformes; Trochilidae
Gene: SELENBP1
Product: selenium binding protein 1
Exons: 12
Coding region: 179-1594 (471 amino acids)
Molecular function (GO): selenium binding; protein binding
Source: RefSeq, a predicted model, not a curated record
GGCAAAGUUUUCCGGACUUAAAGAGGAGCAGAGGACCGGGAUCUCGGCAGAGCUUCCCCCGGGACGCAGGAGGAGCUCUGGAUCCUCCCCUUGGCACUUCCCCAGCUCCUUCCCACCCUUCCCUCUUGGACACCCGAGGCUCUGCAGGCAGCUGGAGCUCCUCGACCCCCCCAGGAGUAUGGCCAAAUGUGGAGGAUGUGGUCCAGGAUAUGCAACUCCUCUGGAUGCCAUGAAAGGUCCCCGGGAGGAGAUUGUGUACCUGCCUUGUGUCUACAGGAACACAGGGAUUGAGAAGCCUGACUACCUGGCCACUGUGGAUGUUGACCCCAAGUCUCCACACUAUUGCCAGGUGAUCCAUCGCCUGCCCAUGCCAAACCUGAGGGAUGAGCUCCAUCAUUCUGGGUGGAAUGCCUGCAGCAGCUGCUUUGGGGAUGCCACAAAGAAAAGGAAUCAUCUGAUUCUACCCAGUCUGAUCUCUUCUCGAGUUUAUGUGGUGGAUGUGGGGACAGACCUGAGAGCUCCUAGGAUCCAUAAGAUUGUGGAGCCAGUGGAGUUAUUCUGGAAGGGCAACGUGGCUAAUCCUCACACCUCUCACUGUCUGGGCAGUGGUGACAUCUUAAUCAGCUGCUUGGGAGACCCUUCUGGCAAUGGAAAAGGUGGCUUUGUGUUGCUGGAUGGAGAGACCUUUGAAGUGAAAGGAAAUUGGGAGAAGGGGGGAAAGGUUCCCAGCCUGGGUUACGACUUCUGGUACCAGCCACGACACAAUGUCCUGCUGAGCACAGAAUGGGGAGUCCCCAAAAUCCUGGCAGAUGGGUUUAACCCAGCUGAUGUAGAGAAAGGGCAUUACGGCCGCUGCAUUAAUGUGUGGGACUGGAGCACCCACACCCACAUUCAGUCAAUUGACUUAGGGAAGGGCUCCAUCCCUCUGGAAAUUCGAUUCCUUCACAACCCAGAUGCUGCAGAAGGGUUUGUUGGCUGUGCUCUGAGUGGGGGAGUGCACCGGUUCUACAAGACUGAGAAAGGGGACUGGGCAGCAGAGAAGGUGAUACAAGUACCCAGCAAGAAGGUGCAAGGAUGGCUUCUCCCUGACAUGCCUGGUCUCAUUACUGAUAUCCUCAUCUCCCUGGAUGACAGGUUCCUGUACUUCAGCAACUGGCUGCACGGAGACAUCCGCCAGUAUGACAUCUCCAACACCUGCAAGGCCAAGCUGGUGGGACAGGUGUUUCUGGGAGGCAGCAUCACCAGAGGUGGGCCUGUCACUGUAGUGGAGGACAAAGAAUUGAAGUCUCAGCCAGAGCCAUUUGUGAUCAAAGGGAAGAGGGUGCAAGGGGGACCUCAGAUGCUUCAGCUGAGCUUGGAUGGGAAGAGGUUGUAUGUCACCACCUCCCUCUACAGUGGCUGGGACAAGCAGUUCUACCCAGACCUUGUCAAGGAAGGCUCUGUUAUGCUGCAGAUCGAUGUGGAUACUGAAAGAGGUGGAUUGGAAGUGAAUAAAAACUUCCUAGUGGAUUUUGGGAAGGAGCCUGAUGGACCUGUCCUAGCUCAUGAGAUUCGUUACCCUGGUGGAGACAGUACUUCUGAUAUCUGGAUGUGAUUGUUGCCUGGAGAGGGUUUUGGGUUGGUUUUCCUUUUUUUUUUUUUUUUCCUCUUUUUCCUCCUCCCUCUUUUCUGCCUCUCUGGAUCUGUUGCUUUCCCUCCUGUGUCCAUUGCGGGGCUCUGCUGCUUCCUGCUCAGCUUCAGCCUUGCCAGCUGCAGGGAUGACAUCAGCAAUGUCAGAUUUUAUCAUCAAGCUUCCAUUCUCUGCUUACUCCUCUGCCCAAGAUAUUUGCAGCCAGGCUUUGAGAGCUCAGGUCUGUGUUUGUGGGCUGCUGCCUCGGGGUCUCUCUGAACUACACAAGUAGCUCUGUCAGGAUCUUGUCAUUCCAGGUGCUUUCUAACCAGCCUCAGCCCGACUAAGAUCUUUGGUGUUAAAUGAAGUAGAAGAUCCUGUGGAUGACCACAGGAGGGCACAGUGGAAUUUGCCUCCUUCACAAGUGACCACUUCCUGGGCUCCCUCAUUCUCUGCUAUCUGGGGUUGCAGAUUCAGUUAUGUUUUUGCUGCCAGCACAUAUCCAAGAUGUGUCUCUACCAGAAGGAAAGUCUAUGUGUAGUAUUUUCAGGAAGUGCAGGAACACAACAAGAUGUUUUAUAUCUCAGUUAUUAAUGGGAAAGUUAAAGAAUGGAGAAAAGUUUGUCCUUAAGUAAAGCCAAAGCAGUUGUGAUGAGAGUUACCAUUAAUAAAAAACCCUUUUUCUUUUUGG